Fundulus heteroclitus (mummichog) is the source of this 2281-nucleotide messenger RNA. Its product is annotated as zinc finger protein 883. Lineage: Eukaryota; Metazoa; Chordata; Actinopteri; Cyprinodontiformes; Fundulidae. The record is from RefSeq and is a predicted model, not a curated record. The coding region runs from base 228 to 2021 and encodes 597 amino acids. Gene Ontology annotation, cellular component: nucleus. Gene Ontology annotation, biological process: regulation of transcription by RNA polymerase II. The transcript is spliced from 2 exons. Gene Ontology annotation, molecular function: DNA-binding transcription activator activity, RNA polymerase II-specific; RNA polymerase II cis-regulatory region sequence-specific DNA binding.
UAACUGCUGAAUGAAAUAUUCAGAACCAUCGUCCAGGAGGAGGAAGAGACCGAGCAUCAGCUCAGACUGCUGGAUAGCAGCUGGAGAACCCGAACCGGGUCAGAACCUCCAGGUAUGUUAAGGCCUUCCAGAACGUCUUUCCUGUUGCUUAACAGGUUGUUGUAGAUUACGUUCUCAUACCUGAAGGGAGCGUCAUUAUUGAGCACAGCAUUCCAAAAGCUAUAGAGAUGAAAGAGGAACUGCUGGAAGAAGAACCACCGCACAUGCUCGAGACAAAACAGGAACCAGAACCGCGACCAAUUAAAGAAGAACAGGUUGACUUUCAGGAUGAAGGGCAGCUUUUAGUAAAGCAGGAGACCAACACUUCUAUGGAGACUCCUGCUUAUGAGGAAAUAUUCCACAAUGAAUCAGAACGGCAGCAGAUCAUAGAGAUAAAGGAGGAGCAGGAACCUGUAGAGGUCAAAGAGGAACCAGAACAGAUACGGAUUAAAGAGGAACAGCAGGAACCAGAACCACCGUGGAUUAAAGAGGAACAGGAUUGUGGUGAUCAGGAUGAAGAUCAGCUUGUCUUGAAGCAGGAGACUGACGGCCUUAUGGUGAUUCCUACUUAUGAGCAAGAAGACAACAACAGACCAGAAACAAACAAAAACCAGCUUCUCCCUGCAACCCUCCCUGAAGAUGUUACCCAACAUCAACAAGGAAGCUGCCAGAAAAUCUUUGGAUCAAGUAGCGAUAAAGAUCUGGAGCCAGAGAAGAGACACCAGGACAAUGUGGACAAUCCAAAAGUGAAACAGUGUAAAACCGAUUUGUUCUAUUGUGAAUUAUGUGGAAAAUGUUUUGGUCAGCGCAGGUACUUGACUGCUCACAAGAGAACUCACACAGGGGAGAAGCCAUUUUCAUGUCGGACUUGUGGAAAAUAUUUCACCAGCCAAUCUACCCUAACUGCUCAUGGUAGAACUCAUACAGGCGAGAAGCCUUUCCAGUGUCUGGUUUGUGGGAAAGGUUUUACCCAGAAAACCCCCCUGAGUUAUCACAUGAGAACGCACUCAGGCGAGAAGCCUUAUUCAUGUGAAACGUGUAAUAAAUCCUUCAGACAGAAUAGUGACUUGGCGUGUCACCUUAGAACUCACACACGUGAGAAACCGUACCAUUGUGAAGUGUGUGAAAAAUAUUUCAGACACAGUAGUGAGUUUGCUCGUCACAAGAGAGCGCACACAGCUGAGAAACCUUUCUCCUGUCAGACCUGUGGAAUCUGUUUCAACAAGCAAUCUAAGUUGACUGAUCACCUAAAAACUCACUCAGGUGAGAAGAAGUCCUAUCCUUGUGGAUCAUGUGAGAAAUCAUUUAGACGGAGUAGUGAGUUAACCCGUCACCUCAAAACUCACUCAGGCCUGAAACCAUAUAGCUGUGAAUCUUGUGAUAAGUCUUUCAUGCAGAAUAGUGAUCUGAUCCGCCAUAUAAGAACACACACAGGUGCCAAGACGUGUUCUUGUAAAAUGUGUGGUAAAACUUUCAGUGAACGAGGUAGUAUGAUUAGACAUAGGAAAAUUCACACAGAUGAGAAGCCUUACAUUUGUAAAGUCUGUGGAAUGUCUUUCCGACUUGGUAGUCAUUUAACUGUUCACUUGAAAACACACACAGGUGAGAAGCCAUGUUCUUGUAAAAUAUGUGAUAAAUCUUUCAGUGAACAUAGUAGUUUGGGAAGACAUAUGAGAACUCACACAAGUGUGAAACCAUAUUCUUGUGAACAGUGUGGUAAAUCAUUCAAACGGUGUAAUGAUGUGGCUCGUCACAUGAAAACUCACACAGGUGAGAAACCUUUCCAAUGUCCUAAUUGUGCUAAAAGUUUUGCACAGAAAACAGCUUUGAGUUAUCAUAUGAGAACUCACAGUGGUGAAAAACCAUAUCCUUGUAAACUGUGUGGUAAAUCUUUCAGACGGAGUAAUGAUUUAGUUCGUCAUAUCAAAUCUCACAGGGGUGGGAAUGUGAAUUAUGUCCUGAAUCAUUCAUUGUCUGAUUGAUUUGGACUCAAUAUGUGGAAGGAAUCACUUUUAGGAUGGAGGAAGCAACUAUGGACAAUUGAGGUGACGCCACCUGUUGGUUAAUCUUGGAGGCUCCUCAGUUACUUAACAAUAAGUAAUCACAACUUGUCCCAAAGUGACAAUGCCUCUUUGCUCCGGGAGUUGGACACACUUUCCUUCCGACAAUAUUGCCGGCCAGGGAUUUUUUUCAUUAUGAACGCCUUGCAGUCAGAGUGAUUUCAUUAAUCACAGCGGGGAUU